UUUUUAUCUUCCAUAUCGCAAAAAAUUUAAAUCCUUAAUUUUUCACAUCUUUUUCUGGAUUUUAUUGUUUUGGUGAGAUUUUGUCAGUUUUUUGGUUAUUUUUAGACCACAGGUUCACUGGAAGGCUGUGUCACUAUGUCAACACAAUUCAACAAUUUUCAGAACAAUUAAUCUUUUUUAUCAUUUUGUAAAUUAUUUUAAAUUAUUUUUAAAAUUUUGUAAAUUAUUUUGUAAAUUAUGUUUUGAGAAUGUGUGUCGUUUGUGGAUCUGAGUUUACUAAUAUACCGUUGUAACAGGUGAUUCCUACCAUUUCUUACCCUUUAAAGCGUUACUUUUAUUACUUUAAAAUUAUUACUUUGUAUCUUACCUUUUACAUGCAGUUGAAUUGUUAAUUUGCUCCCUCUACCCCUGCAUGCCAAUUAGACAACGUGUGUAAUCUUCACACAUUUUAAUCUUUCAACUUUUUCACUAUUUUUAACCUUUUUUUACUAUUUUUAGCUUUUUUCAACUUUUUUAGAAUUUUCUAAAAUUUUCUAAAAUUUUCAAAUUUUUACAAUUUUACACAUUUUUCACUAUGUCAAAUUCUACCACACCCAGACGUACCUACGGUAAACUAACCUCAAAACACACAAAUCCCACCGUAACAGACACUACAACUCCCUGUCUAACAGACACUACAACACCCUGUGCAACAGAUAUAACAGUUCGUAAGCGUAAUCAUCCCUCGUUUAGCUCAGUUGAGUCUGAGUUUUACCGUGUGUUUACCGAUCCUAAGCGUCAAAAGUGUGAUGACAUAUCAUUCCUAUUUAGGGGCGCUUGUAAUAACAUUGGCACUUCCACUGUGGGUAUGUACGGUGAGAUUUCACACUCGAGUUUGAAGUUAAUUUGCAGGAAACUGGUCGAGUUUGGACUUGACGACAGGAGUGUAGUGCUAGACCUGGGCAGUGGCAGAGGUGUCCCAAACUUCGUCUUCGCCAAUGACGCGAAUACUUUCAGCUCAAUUGGCGUUGAAAAGUGUCCCAUCGCAUAUCUCAACUCUAUUAAUAAUAUUUGCAUCGCCAUAUCCAAUGAUAUUCAGAAGAUCAAAUCCACUGUUGAUCUGGAAUCGCGAAUCAACGAUCAUUCGCACAAUUCCAACAAUUGUUUUACAGAUGUUUCUACUGCAUGCAGUUCGUGUGAAUCUUGUUGUGACUCUCCAGAUGGUAAUCUUAUAGAAGAUUAUGAAUACUCUGUGAACACUCAACUGGAACCCGAAGAACCCGAAGAAUUUGAUGAAUUUGAUGAAUUCACCGAGACACCCACCAAACACCUCAAGUCUCCCAAACCCACUCUCAACACUCUGGACACUGUGGACACUGUGGACACUCUGGACAUUGUGGACACUGAGGACGUGGUAAACCCUGUAAACCCUGUGGACAAUGAGGAUCAAGGGUUAAAACGUGGUUUGGAGGAGUUUAGGAGUAGGUGUGCGAGUUUGUCGUUGGCGUUUGUGAAUGAGGACAUAAUUGCGUAUGACUCGUUUGAGGGCGUUACGCAUUUUUACAGCUUUGACAUUGCGAUGGAGCGGGCGCUGAUUAGUAACAUGGUUUACCAAUUCAAGAACACGUCCACUGCCUACGUGUUUGCCUCGUUUAUUUCUGAUUUGCUGAGCACGUUUGGGCUGACCGGCUGUUUCCUGGCCGCAAAGAUACCCUGCAGAAUGGCAGGCAGCGGCGAAGGCAAAACCUGCUACAUUUACGUCAAAAACAACUGGAAACACAUUAAAAAACGGGCAGACUCCAGGCUAUCCACGCUGUUUCCCAAUGAUUCUCACACUGUCAACACUGUCAACAAUAUCAAUCUUGAUGUGAACAACUUUGACGAGCCGUAUAGUAGUUUGGACAUGAUAAAGUUGUCGAAGAUGUCAUUGUAUUACCAGUACAAGUGGUACUUAAAGAGGCUUGGCAAGUUUUAUAAGCCGUUUGUGACGAGGUCACACUCGCGGGACGUGAGCAUUAGAGAACAGCUCGCGUCAGAACGAGACGCCUUAAUUGAACAAAUCGCACACUCAAACUCUCAAGAACACAGAAAUAAACUAAAACAACACAUUAAACGGAAUUUCAAAGUCAUCUCCACCUUUCCCUAAUCUACUACCACUAUA
This is a messenger RNA of Theileria parva strain Muguga, 2140 nucleotides long. RefSeq lists its product as uncharacterized. Lineage: Eukaryota; Apicomplexa; Aconoidasida; Piroplasmida; Theileriidae. The transcript has a single exon. The record is from RefSeq and is a predicted model, not a curated record. Bases 575 to 2125 code for a protein of 516 amino acids.